Oncorhynchus mykiss (rainbow trout) is the source of this 5315-nucleotide messenger RNA. It is a transcript of the gene fastkd1, whose product is annotated as FASTK mitochondrial RNA regulator 1. The record is from RefSeq and is a predicted model, not a curated record. NCBI's taxonomy places the organism in Eukaryota, Metazoa, Chordata, Actinopteri, Salmoniformes, Salmonidae. Gene Ontology annotation, biological process: mitochondrial RNA processing; regulation of mitochondrial mRNA stability. Gene Ontology annotation, molecular function: RNA binding. Gene Ontology annotation, cellular component: ribonucleoprotein granule; mitochondrial matrix.
AUGAUUGCUCAUAAUGCAAACGCAAACAUUUGUUAUCAAAUAUAUAUUUUUAAAUGUCUUCCGUUAUUGUUUACCUGUUGCUUAUGUAGAGUACAUAAACUAAGGGACACAGGUGUUUACGUGUUAUUUACAUUAGGUACUUGCUCAUGGAUUAUGGUAAAAGGUACAGUAUAUUGAAACAAGUACGGUAGUGGUCACGCUUCAAGAAAUCGAGAAAUCCGGGGGAAAGAGGGCGCACUUGUCUGAAAUGGAAAAGCGCCGUGGUAGCUACUAUAUUGAUAAAGAAGUCGGAUGCACUUUUGAGCGCUACAUCCCGAGGAGUUCGUUCUGCUUGUGACAGCCGGUUAAAUGGCGUCCCUUGACAAGAUGUAUGUCAGAAGAAGUGCAGUAUUAUCAUAAGGAGAGUUAUACUUGGAAUACGGAGGAGGAAUGGAGCGGAAAAGAAGCAGAGGAGGUCUAAGAGAGGAAGAGGGUGAACUUGAGUCGGUUAAAACGGGGGGAAAUUGAAAUUGUUAAAGAAGAAUGGUAGAAAGUGUAACAGAGUGAGUUGAAGACAGGAGGAGAAAUGGAAGUGAUCGAGGGCGAAGUAUCGGAGGUGGUAGGAGUGGUGAAGUUCUCGGGGCCCGAGGCUUGCACUGAGGGUCAGGAUAAAGAUGAGUCUGUGACAGUAGGAGGGAUUUUUUUUUUUAAAGUGGACCCCUUUGAUCCAUUUGAGGUUUAAGGGUGGGUGAAAACAGAGUUGGAUGUUGUGGAAUCGCUGAGGGUAACCAGAAGUGGUCUUGUGAUAAUUGUAUGUGUUUCUGCUGGUCAGGGGGAGCGCGGUGUUAAACCUUUUGGUAGGCCGUCAUUGUAUUUAAGAAUGUGUUCUUAACUGACUUGCCUAGUUAAAUAAAGGUUAAAUAAAUAAACAAAAUGGGGGCAAGAUAUGUGAAUUGUUUUGCUCUCAAGAAAAGGGUGCCAUUGAAAUGAGUUAUUACUGGGGUUGUUUGGUGCAAAGCAGACAGACAGGGUGGCGUGAGGGGAGAAACAGAAGAUUCAUUGUCUGUUCUUUUGAGUUUUUAUGUUGAGUCUUUGCCGGACAGUGAUGUUAGGAUAUAUAAGUUAUCCUGUAUGAGCUUUUGUGCCGACUACAUUACGUUGUUACAGGUGUCAAGCUUAUGGGCAUGUGGCAGCAGUGUUUAGGAGUGAGGUUCCUAGAUGUGAGAAGUGUGCAGAAGAGCAUGAGACGAAGAAGUGAGUAGCAUUGGGGAAAGUAGUGGUAUGUGUUAAUUGUAGGGGUAUCCAUGUGGCUGGGGAUCAGAAAUGUGCCAUGCAAGAGAGGCAGGUUGAGGUUUCCAGGGUUAGAGUAGUGCAGAAGUUGUCAUAUGGUGAGGCAGCGAAGAAGGGUCAAGGGGGAGGGGAUCCUGAGAGGAGUAACAGAUCUGUACCAGUACAGAGGGAUAGGCCAACAAGUGAUAUAUGUUUCAGUAAGAUUGGAUUUUUGGCAUCUAUAGUAAUGGUUAUCAACUGUACUGCAGGGAUGAAACGUAAGUCGCAGAAAAUAGCGGUUGUGGUGGCAGCAGCAGAGAGGUAUUUUGGUAUGCGAGACUUGACAUCAGAAGAGUUACAGGGUGUGUUAAGUGGUGGUGUCCCAUCAUUUCAGACUGUUGGCCUAAAGUAGGAAUACAUAUAUUUAAAUAGUGGAGUAGGGUAUUUAUUAUUUGAGUCUAGUGUUAGAUGGUAGGGUAUUUGUUGUGUUUUUUUUUAUUUGAAAAAUAUAUAUUUUUUGAAGAUGUUUUUUUUAAUCAAAGUACAAGGGAGUUAUACUCCAGUCUAGUAGGUGGCGGUAAUGCAACAUUUAUUGGAUGCCAACCGCCUUUAAACAUCAUCGAAGAAUAAUAAAAAGUACGGUAGCCUAACACAGCCAACAGACCCAAGUCAAAAAUUGAUGUAGCCAUUUAGCUAGCUGGAGAAGUAAAAUAGAUAAAUUAUACUAGUUUGUUUGGUAGGUAGAUUUCACUCUAAUUCAUAAUUUGAUAUAACAAACAAAAAGAGACUUACACCGGUAAACGGCAAGAUGUGUUGGGAACGGGAUUGACUUGGGCACUGUCCUGUCCCCACAUGUUUCACUUAAGGAAUAUGCAGGUAGCUUUCUGUGGACCUGAUCUUGGCCCUGGUUAGUUUACCUUCUAAAUAGGUGGACUUCCAUUGUCACUUGAACUAGGCCGGGUUCUCCAUGUCCAUGUUUCGGCUCCGAGCUGUGACUGGGAGCCGCUACCUGCGCAGGUUUUUGCAUGGGGGAGCAGCGAACCGGGAUCAUGUUCUGGAGCAGCUUGGCAUCUGCUCUGGUGAAGACCAAGUGUUGGAAGUGGUCGGCAAGAACAAGGCCAAGCUGACUGUGAACCAUGUUGGCUGUGCCAUAGGCAUGCUCUGGCAUUUCCAGAAGGAGAAGCCACAGAUGCUGAGAACGGUUGAGUUCAUCAAAAGCCACCCAGAGUUCCUGACUCUCCGGGUGCUGGCUGAGAACAAAAUUGAGCUCAUGGAUGAUGUCAUGUUGGUGGACAUGCUCUACAAUGUUCUCAGGCUCAAUGUGGAACCAUCUGAUUCUCUUGCUCAGCAAUUGGUUUCAGAGGCCUGGCUCAGAUUAUACAGAUUUCCAAUGCCAUCACUGUCCAAGUUUGCUGUCUGUCUAAGUGAUCAACAUCUGCAGCACAGUCCUCCAAUGGGUCAAAUCACUGACAUUUUGAAUCAGAAACUCUCCUCAAUUGAUGAUGCCAGGAUCCUGACAACCCUGAUGGUCAGCGUGUCAUCUUUGGUGUCCCCUCAUCUGCGGGAUAAACUCAUCAAUAAGGCAGAUCAUCUCCUUGACACCAUGGAUCCCUCACAUUACAACAACCCCAGGAGGAUGGUGCAGUUCCUGCGCAACAUCAAGUAUAGUUACCGUCCCCUGCUGGAGAAGUGCAACCAUAUUCUCCUGCGCAAUGUUCCCCACCUAAAUGCAGAGAACAUAAGCAUCAUCAUGGGGCUCUACCAGUCAAUACAGUUCAACAACUGUGACUUCCGUCUGGCUGCAAAACAAAGGCUAAUGGAACUCGUGGACUCGAGCGCAGACCCUUUCUCAUUCACAAAGCUGUUUGUUGCUCUUGGGCCUAUGGCAGGGGAGGACACCAAAGAGAGGUUGGAGAGUACAGCACUGCUACUGGCAGAAGAUUUUAAUGCCCAUCAGGCCCUAGCUGUGGCAGAGACACUAGAGGAGAUUCAGUGUAGAAACCUGAAUCUGAUCCAAAAGAUUGCAUCAGUAGUCCACAAGAACCUGCAUGUCUACAAGCCCAUGGAGAUAGCCAGGAUCACACAAGCCCUGAUCCUGCUGCAUUACCAGAGUCCAGAGCUCUUCACUAAAUUAAGGAACAUUCUGGUUCAGUUCUUGCUGAACAGUGUCUACCCAUAUGAAGUGACCAUGCUGACUCGUGUUCUCUCCAUGCUGCCUUCACCUCGACUCGACGAAGGCGUCGUUUCACGGGUGGAGGCAGUGCUGCCCCAGUGUAAUCUGAAUGACCUGAACACCUUUGCAAUGGCCGUCGCUAAGUGGGUGCGAAAUGACCCGUCCUACCGACACAGCACGCCCAGCAAGUAUGUGCGUCUGCUACAGACACUGAACCGCUGCGGGCAUGAGCGUCUGCGCAAGGCUGAUCGCCUGGACUUGGUGUUGGAGGAGCUCAAGUACAUGUCAGGGGAAUGGUUUGAGGAGAUGCUGCUGGAGGAGACCAUGGUUACACUCCAGAGGUUGGAGGACCAGAUAUCCUGGACCAAUGUGCCUGAGAUGGCCCUUUUCCUGACCAGGACUAAUCACCUCUGUACUCCAUUAAUGGACCGCAUCGCUAGCGUGGCCAUGGAGAAUAUCAACAAGAUCCACUACUCAGCGACUUAUGCCACCUUGCUGCCCUUUGCCGUACUGAAUUAUGAUCCACCAGGAGUGGACGAGCUGUUUGACAUCUGCAUUCAGCGCGUCAUACCUCAUAUCAGUUCCUUUGACCCCCAUCUGCUUGUGCUUCUCGCGUAUGCCCUGGCUGUGGCUGACUGCUUCCCGGAGGACCUGGUUCGAGAAAUCUUCAAUGUGAAUUUCCUUGCCAAGCUGGAUUCCCAGUUAGAAACCCUGCCUGACGCCCUCAACAAGCGGAUCCGCCUGCGUCUCAUGGAGCUAAAUCGGGCUGUGUGUCUGGAGUGUCCAGAGUCCCAGGUUCCCUGGUUCCACGAGCGUUACUGCCUCCAGUUACAGAAGAAAGGGAAUGGUUCCAUCAGUCCUGUCCAACAACAAAUCCACAAAAUGCUUGGGGAAGUUCUUGGAGGGAUUAAUUGUGCCAGAGUGGCAUUGCUCACUACUUAUUUCUACACAGUAGACUUUGAAUGUGUUCUGGACAGACACCACCAGGCGGUGGCCUACAGUGAGCAGAGUCAGCUGCAGAUAUCUGAAGAUGGGAAGGUCCGCUGGGGUUCUGACUCUGUCGGGAAGGAUCGGAGUGAGGUCCCUCCAGGGGCACAACGUGUUGCUGUGGACUUCUUGGAUUCCAAAUCAUUCUGCAAAAACUCUCGUCACAUGAAAGGGGAAGCCAUGAUGAGAAAGAGACAUCUGGAGAUUCUGGGAUAUCAUGUUGUCCAGAUCCCUCAUUUUGAAUGGAACUCUAUGGAGCUCUCCACACAGGAUGCAUGGAAGGAAUACCUUCGGAAGAAGAUAUUUACCGGGCUUCCCUGAAGCACCUAGAUGUUGAAUGAAGGACACGUGUUAUAUUGCUUUUGCUACUGAACUGUGAGAGGAAAAAGUCUGCCUUUUAGAAAUGGAUAUUUGCAGGCAGGUCAUUGACUAUUAUUCUUUUAAGCAUCAGAUGUUUAUCAAGUGCUCCUUAUUGCCAACUCCAAAUCCUAAAGUGGACAUGGAGCUACCUCACCUCCUGCCAAGAAAAAAAAUGUAUCAGGCUUUUUAUAUGAACUGUGUCAUUUGUCAAAUAAUAAUAAUUGUUUGUAAUAAAAAAAAAAUGUAAAAGCUUUUUUUUGGUGGUUUUGAUUCCGCCAAUGAAUCUGUUCCACAUAAAUAUAAUACAUUGAGCAGGAAGACAAACCUUUAAGGUACAAACUUUACUUUCUUGCCCUUUUUUGUACCCUGUUUUGUUCUGCUACCAUGCUGUGUUGCUGCCAUGCUAUGUUGUCUUAGAUCUCUCUUUAUGUUGUGUUGUCUCUCUUGUCGUGAUGUGUGUGUGUGUUGUCCUAUUUUUUUUUUGCUGCAGCCCCCGUCCCUGCAGGAGGUCUUUAUCCUUUUGGUAGCUGGUCAUUGUAGAUAAUAA